AUGAUUGACUCAAAACCUCUUAAUACUCAAAUCUCUUCAAGGUCAUCUUUAUCUCGCCAUGAUGUUGACACUCUUCCUGAACCAUUUCUGUAUCGCAACAUUAUUGGUGCUCUCCAAUAUUUGAUGCAUACUCGACCUGAACUAGCAUUUGCUAUCAACUGUGCCUGCCAAUUAAUGCAGUCUCCUACCACCACUCAUUGGUCUACAGUAAAAAGAACAGCUGGUUGUCUUGACGAUUGUCGCUCCACAACUGGCUACUGCAUAUUUCUUAGUGACAAUCUUAUCUCUUAG
Impatiens glandulifera is the source of this 291-nucleotide messenger RNA. RefSeq lists its product as uncharacterized. The coding region runs from base 1 to 291 and encodes 96 amino acids. The record is from RefSeq and is a predicted model, not a curated record. The transcript is spliced from 2 exons. Lineage: Eukaryota; Viridiplantae; Streptophyta; Magnoliopsida; Ericales; Balsaminaceae.